Vicia villosa (hairy vetch) is the source of this 1003-nucleotide messenger RNA. Its product is annotated as probable glutathione S-transferase. Gene Ontology annotation, cellular component: cytoplasm. Gene Ontology annotation, molecular function: glutathione transferase activity. The transcript is spliced from 2 exons. The coding region runs from base 83 to 748 and encodes 221 amino acids. Gene Ontology annotation, biological process: glutathione metabolic process. Lineage: Eukaryota; Viridiplantae; Streptophyta; Magnoliopsida; Fabales; Fabaceae. The record is from RefSeq and is a predicted model, not a curated record.
CAAAGAGUAACAACAAAAUCAGUUCAAACCAAAAUUCUCAUCCACAUUUUCUUAAGAUCUUAGGAAAUUUGUUCACUUUGCAAUGGCUGAAGUUCAAUUGUUGGGUGUAAGAGGAAGCCCAUUUGUUCAAAGAGUGCAAUAUGCUCUAAAACUAAAGGGCAUUGAGUACACUUUCAUUGAAGAAAAUCUAAGAAACAAAAGUGACCUUCUUCUUAAGUACAACCCUAUUCAUAAGAAAGUGCCUGUAUUUGUCCACAAUGGAAAACCAUUAUCUGAGUCACUUGUGAUCAUUGAAUACAUUGAUGAAACUUGGGAGAAUUAUCACAUUUUUCCGCAACAAGCUCAUGAGAAAGCCUUAGCUAGGUUUUGGUCUAAGUUCAUUGAUGACAAGAUCUUGCCGGCGAUAUCGAAGGCAGCAUGGACAGUGAACAAAGAGGAAAGAGAGAAAGGCACUGAAGAAGCAUUGCAGGGUCUACAAUUUCUUGAGAAUGAACUCAAGAGCAAAUUCUUUGGUGGAGAAAAUAUUAAUAUUGUGGACAUUGCUGCUUCCUAUUUAUCUUUUUGGCUUCCUACCCUUGAAGAAGCUGUUGGAUUGAAGUUGCUUGGUGCUGACAAGUUUCCUAAGCUCCAUAAAUGGAGUCAAGAGUUCAUCAAUCAACCUAUUGUGAAAGAGAUUCUUCCUGCUAGAGAGGGACUAUUAGGGUUUUUCAAAUCUCGAUAUGCCGCGAUUAGUGCUGCUGCGAAUUAGAUCGAUUUUAGGAGCGAUUGCGACGUGUAAUGAAUAAAAAUAGAUGCAGUGGCAUGAUGAGGUUUUAGACUAAUCUUAGGAAUUAGAAAUGUUGAAGCUAAAUCAUUUUAGUUUAGAUGUUAUCAUGUGAGCAGUGUUUUGAGAUUAUUAUGAUUUAUGAGGACAAAUUUGAUUUUAUAAUUAGUUUAAGUAUCCUAUUUUCUAUGGUUGAUAGCUUAGUUAUGAGUGAAUCAAAUAUAAAAUCUUUGUGUGCAA